CGGCCUACUUGAAUAUAGGAAUAAUUUUGAUGAACCAGGGCCACCUGGAAGAGGCCAAACGCACCUUCCUUACUUGUGCUGACAUUCCCGAUGAGAAUUUGAAGGAUCCUCACGCUCACAAGAACUCCGUCACCAGUUGCCUGUACAACCUGGGAAAACUGCUCCAUGAACAGGGCCAGCAGGAGGAGGCCUUGUCUAUUUUCAAGGAGGCAGUGCAGAAAAUGCCGAGGCAGUUUGCACCACACAGCCUUUUCAACAUGAUGGGAGAAGCCUACAUGAGGCUGAACAGGCUGGAGGAAGCAGGUCACUGGUACAGAGAGUCCCUCAGGGUCAAGCCUGACCACAUCCCUGCUCACCUCACUUAUGGAAAACUGCUAUCCAUCAUUGGGCAGAAAACAGAAGCGGAGAGAUAUUACCUGAGAGCUAUUCAUCUAGACCCGACGAAAGGAAACUGCUACAUGCACUACGGACAAUUUCUGUUGGAGCAGUCCCGUCUUGGCGAGGCUGCAGAGAUGGCGGAAAGAGCCGCAGAAUUGGACAACUUUGAGUUUGAUGUGGUCUUCAGUGCUGCUCAUAUGCUCAG
Pundamilia nyererei is the source of this 583-nucleotide messenger RNA. Its product is annotated as transmembrane and TPR repeat-containing protein 2-like. The transcript is spliced from 5 exons. Lineage: Eukaryota; Metazoa; Chordata; Actinopteri; Cichliformes; Cichlidae. Gene Ontology annotation, molecular function: mannosyltransferase activity; protein binding. Gene Ontology annotation, cellular component: endoplasmic reticulum membrane. The annotation marks the transcript as partial. Gene Ontology annotation, biological process: protein O-linked glycosylation via mannose. The record is from RefSeq and is a predicted model, not a curated record.